CAUUAGAGCUGCUGUUUUGAUUUCACAGCUCAGCAUACGAGAGAAAGCGUCUCUCUCUGUUUUCAUUAAAAGAAGAAAUUCAGAUGUUGUAUUCACUUUGAAUCAGACUGAAAUGUUAAUGUUGUUUCAACUGUGUGUGCUUAUCUUGUUUUUUAUCUGUUUCUCAGAGGCAGCGAUAUCCUGCUUAAAUGAGGAUGGUCAGCCGGUUGACUGGUUCAUUAUGUACAAGCUUCCCACUUACAAGAUGGAUGUUAAAGGAAGUGGAGUGGAUUACAUGUAUUUAGACCCAUCUGUCAUGGACUUUCAGAUGAGCAAACAUACUGUCAACAGCAGUAAAGGAGCAUUAGGCAAAACAAUGGCACAGCUUUACUCCAGAUAUACAUCCAACAGCUCAGUCUAUAUGCUUUACAAUGAUGCUCCACCAGAACUGAAGUACCCAAGCAAGUAUGGACACACAAAAGGAGUGCUGAUGUUUGACCAGUCUCAGGGAUUUUGGCUCACACACAGUGUUCCUCAUUUCCCUCCGUUUCCAGAGAGAAAUUACAGUUACCCAUCAACAGGAAAAUACUACGGCCAGACUCUUCUCUGUAUUACAUACAACUAUACACAGUUCCCUCAAAUAUCAUUGCAGUUAGCAUAUCUUAAUCCACGUAUGUAUAACUGCUCAGUCCCUAUGGCAUUUCGCCCAGAUAUUGCGGUCAUGGCACAAAUUUGUGAUGGUAAAACACCGGCCAUUAAAAACAGAAGGAGUCUGCAGAAACUGGAAUCUGUCCGAGGACAAACUUUUUUCAGUUUUGCCAAAUCACACAACUAUGUGGAUGAUAUUUACACAGGUUGGGUGGCUCAAGCAUUGGGGACAGAUCUGCUAGUGGAAUCGUGGCUGCACCAGGCACAUCGGCUCCCCUCGAACUGCUCACUUCCCCGGCAUGUGAUGAACAUCGACAGAGUUUGUCUCCCAGGACCUCAGAUGUUCAGUAGUUACGAGGAUCAUUCUAAGUGGUGUGUGUCUUACGCGUUCAAAGACCAAUGGACAUGUCUAGGGGACUUGAAUAGAGACAGUGGCCAGGCUGGCAGAGGUGGUGGGCUGAUAUGUUCUCAAAACCCAGUCCUUUAUAAAGCCUUCCGUCAGGCCAUGGCCGGGUAUAAACACUGCUAAAAAAUACCUUUAGUACACUGAACUAGCCCCGGACUUUGGAGCAUGCAUUAAUAUAUGACAGGGGUUUUUAACCCCCGGUUGAUUAUACCAAUUUUAACCUGAACCCAGAUGCAAAAGUUUAAAAAAACAGUUUAAAUAUUUAAACCAAGUUCUAACCUUGUUUUAUUUGUGACCCUGGAUCACACAACCAGUCAUAAGUAGCAUAUUUGUAGCAAUAGCCAAAAAUACAUUGUAUGGGUCAAAAUUAUAGAUUUUUCUUUUUUUGCAAAAAAUAAUUAGGAUAUUAAGUAAAGGUCAUGUUCCAUGAAGAUAUUUUUUACAUUUCCUACCAUACCAUAUAUAAAUAGUUUGGCUAAAUAUUGUCCUAUCCUAACAAACCUUACAAACAUGCAUCAAUGGAAAACUUAUUUAUUCAGCUUUCAGAUGAUGUAUAAAUUUCAAUUUUGAAAAAAAUGACCCUUAUGACUGGUUUUGUGGUCCAGGGUCACAUUUUAUUUUGAACCUUUGAGACAAAUGUCUUUCCAAACCUGUAUAUGUUUCUAUCUUCUGUGAAACACAGAAGAAAAUGCUUUAAAUAACCGUUUUGGUGACCAUUGACUUCCACUGUACACUGUAAAAAAUAUUUUUCCAAGUUGUAAAUAAAACAAAGAUUACUGGAGUUUUACAAGGAAAAGAAAAUAUUAUUUUAUAAGAAUUAUUAUAAUAUAAAAUCAUUAU
Labeo rohita (rohu) is the source of this 1873-nucleotide messenger RNA. It is a transcript of the gene dnase2b, whose product is annotated as deoxyribonuclease II beta. NCBI's taxonomy places the organism in Eukaryota, Metazoa, Chordata, Actinopteri, Cypriniformes, Cyprinidae. The coding region runs from base 113 to 1156 and encodes 347 amino acids. The transcript is spliced from 6 exons. Gene Ontology annotation, molecular function: deoxyribonuclease II activity. Gene Ontology annotation, biological process: apoptotic DNA fragmentation. The record is from RefSeq and is a predicted model, not a curated record.